Messenger RNA from Mya arenaria, 7652 nucleotides. RefSeq names its product acetylcholine receptor subunit alpha-1-B-like. Gene Ontology annotation, biological process: monoatomic ion transmembrane transport; nervous system process; signal transduction. Bases 438 to 1943 code for a protein of 501 amino acids. The record is from RefSeq and is a predicted model, not a curated record. Gene Ontology annotation, molecular function: extracellular ligand-gated monoatomic ion channel activity; transmembrane signaling receptor activity; neurotransmitter receptor activity. Lineage: Eukaryota; Metazoa; Mollusca; Bivalvia; Myida; Myidae. The transcript has 2 exons. Gene Ontology annotation, cellular component: membrane; neuron projection; synapse.
GAUUACUACUUUGCAUCAGUGUUACAAAUUUUAUUUUUAAAUUUGGGUAAGGAUAUUGAAUCUCAUCAAACGAACUAUAUUAUUCAUAUUGAAAAAAACUACGUUGACUUCACAUAAUAUUUGUAACGGGAUACUUCUUUUUCAUUGCAGUCUAGGAGAGUUAUUGAAACUCAUCCAACGAUCAAUAUUUCCUGUUGAAAAAAACAACAACACAUUGACAUAUUUGUCACUGGAUAUGUCUGUUCAAUACUUCCUUUUGGAAAGAAACACGUUGACUUGACAUAAUAUUUGUAACUUGAAGCUUCUGUUUAAAUGCCGCCUAGGUUAUUGCAAGUUAUAGCUGUUCACGGUCUGAUGACACUUAAGAAAUGAAUACAUUAAAUGCAUUCAACGGAUAACUCGCAGUGGGUAGAGGUUGCGAAGAAGUAGGUAACAAGAUGUGUUAUAUAAAAUUAAAAGUAGUGCGUACCAUUUUGUUAGUUUUAUUUUUGUUCAAAGGGUUUAACUCAGAACGAACAACGAGCACAUCGGAGAACCAAACCAAUGGGAAUAAUUCAUAUUCGAAGAGCGACGAUGAAAUACCAUCUGUGUUCGAACAAAUCGUUAAAUGGAAUCAAAGACAUAAUGGAUCGAUAAGAACUAGUGCAGAACAAUUUAGUGAAAAGGUUGAAAACAUGUUUAAAAACUACAUAUCAUAUCUUCCACCUUUUAUGGGAAGCUAUAACUACAUAUUUUGGUUAAAUAUAUCAAUUGUUUCGAAAGAAUUAAUCGAGAUAGAUGAAGUAGAGGAACGAUUGUCUGUCGUGAUGGAGUUCAUGUAUAAGUGGAAGGAUGAACGACUUGCAUGGGAAUCUGAAACAUUGACAAAUGACAGUAAACGUUUUUAUUAUUUGCCAAUUGAUGAAAGUAAGAUUUGGACUCCUACCGUGGAGAUUUCUAAUCAGCAUCAUUCUAAAACGCAAGACGAUGGAAAAAAGAGCAACAGCGUUCUUUAUGUGUUCAUGGAAGGCUCGAUAAUUUGGUCACACACCAAACGUUUCAACACAAUGUGCAACAUCGACACAACGUACUUCCCGUUUGAUAGACAAAUAUGUCGUGUGCAUUUUUUUGCACCAAUUCCAUACUUGAAUUCUGCAUUAAACUUCAGCCACGAAGUAUUGAAUAAUAGACUGGACAAUGGAAAUUGGAGAUUGAUUGACACAAGAGUUUAUCAGAGUUAUAGCUAUUAUAAUUUAAUUUAUCAUAUGACGGUCGAGUUCAUAUUUGAACGCAAACCAUUUGCUCCUAUUCUUAUCCUGAUUAUUCCUGUGUUUAUGCUCGUGUCCCUUGCACCUUUGGUGUUCCUUCUCCCUAAAGAUGGAGGAGACAGGCUUGGACUCGCUCUAACAGUAUUACUUGCGGUAUCAGUAUACAUGACUUUGGUCGCAGACAAUCUUCCAUCCUCAUCUGAUCCUGUACCGUACAUCACCAUCGUCUUUUUUACCUGGUACGUAUCCAGUGCCGUGAUUGUUGUACUCAUAUUGCUGAAUGCAAAGCUUUAUAACAAACGCAACAAUAAGACGAUCCCAAGGUUUCUACAGCGAUUGGUUCUUAUAAGCAGGCGAUGCUCCUGUCUGGAAGAUGACGAUAAUGAACAUCCUGAAAACAAUCAAACGUGUAUUGAUGAAAGUGAAGCCCCCUUAGCUGAAAAGAAAACUGAGGCCAACGAUUCAACUGAAUACCACUCAACUAGAACCAUCACUUGGCAGCAUGUUAGUUUGUGUUUAGAUAAAUGGUUCGUUAUAAUGUUUUAUUGCAUUAAACUACUGUUUGCAAUCAUCACUUUUAUCACACUUUACCAUGGGGACAAACACAAAACCGAUACUGAGGAAACUCAUUUCGAUAAAACGGCAAAUCCUUAUAGCUACGGUGAUAUCAAUGACUUAUUGAUAGAUUUGAAUUGAAGAGAUAUUCAUAAAUUCAGCAAAACGUAAACCUUCUUUAUGCUAUGACAAUCUUCUACGGCUUCUACGGCCCAGAAGAAAUGAAAAAUGCAGCGUUAAGAGACUCCUCUUAUGUUUUAUCUGCUGCUCAUUUUAGUUUCCAAUAAUAGUUCGAUAAAAUUCAAAAUAAACGAAUGUUUAAAUAUAACGUAUGUAUCAGUAUACUGUUAUAUUACACAAAUGAUGGAGUACAUGUUAAUAAACAGUUAGAUAAUACUGCUAUAACGUUUUUAACGUGGGAUAUUUGUUUUAAAUUAUUUAUCAUUCUUUUGUUGACACAUGUUUAGUGUACUAACAUUUUAUUUCAUGAAAAUAUCUCAGUUUUGAUAACACUAAUUGUACAAAACAUUGUAAACGAACAGUUCAACUAGGUAUUAAAAAAAACUGUGAUUAAACUAUGAAAGUGAAACACUGAAACAACUACAAAAGACGAGGUUGAAUCUAAUAUUAACAUAAAAUCAAAAUAAACUUGCUUAAAUGAGCAAAUACAAUGUAACGUAUGUAUCAUAGGAACCUUCACUUAAUACUUAAAUGAAGUGCAUAUGUUAUGAAUCGCCAAUAAUUCAUUCCUAUGUCAUGAAAAUCUUCACAUUAGCUCAUCAAUACUGUUGAAAUGUUUUAAACGUGCAGAGUUGCACAUGGUAAGCCAUAGCUAACAGUCACAUUUGGUGGUAACGUAUGUAUUAUUAUGUAAGUCACUCUAUCAGUUUACAUGAAAACAUGUCCUAUAUCUUCUCUGCUUCUUCUGUGGAAAGUCUGAACAGUCUUUCCGAUUUCCCGGAAGGAGAAAGAGACUGUACACGGCAAAUUAUGUCAUUUGAUUCAAUCCAGAUACGGUCUUCAUACUGUGGCCAUUUGUUCAUUUCCUUCGCGCGUGUCAUAAAAUUGAUUUCUAACUCAGCGUUGUCAAUAUCAUUAUCAACGACCUGGCCGAUGUACCAUUUGCUCUCGUAUAAUGCAGCAACAAAGUCGCCCACUUUAACAGCAGGAACUGUUUCUUCAUUUUGAACUGCUUUUUCAGAUUGGUCUGUUUCUACAGUUGUUUGCCUUACCCCUACUGUGGUUUUGGUCUCUGGUCCAUUAUCUUUCGUGACACAAUCUAUGGCAUUGUCCUCGUUAUCAUUCUUCGUAUGAUCAUGCGGUUGUAUGUGUGAAUAUUUGUUUUGCCAUGUGGAACAGUAAUUGCCUGAGAGACAAAUAUGACAAUAACAUGAUGUUUCCCUUGUCAUUAUUAUGUUUGCUUCUUUGGACAUACCGACUGCAUGCAUUUUCAUGGUCCCUUUCACUGGUUUUGCAGUGAUUAAUCCCAUUGCAUUUUGUUUUUUCUGUGUCUCUGUCUUUGAAACAUAUAUGAAUUUGACAUCUUUCAUGCUUGACAUUAUCCCCCAUUUGAAGAAUUCUUCAGCGUCUUGUAUGACAGUGUGUCCUUGUUUUAUGGCACCGUCUGCGAUAUGCUUGACUGUGCCGCCUAAUCCGUCACAGGGGCCCUUCCCAUGGCCUACCUCAAAGUAGUUCCACCUUGCCCCUGACUGGUAUAUGCUUAGAUGGUUUACUAUGGUGUAAACAAUGAACCUAUUUCUGUAUUGGCUUGAUAGGGAACCUGUCCAAUAAUGAAUGGUAGUCAAGUUCGGUUUCAUCAAUUUAAGUAAUGGCAUCAAUUGGUCAAAGAAAGCACACACUGUGCUUGCUGAGUGGGACAUCUCAUCACUGACAACGAUGAAACUCUGAUGUUUGAGUUAACCAGAAGCCUUGUAGUAAGCCACUAUUGGAUGUAGUGUAACAGUUGCUUGGUUCCAAUAGGCUGUUUGAACCUCAUUCAGUGAUCGGCAGGCAAAAUUUUCUGCGAAAUCCAUUUGAAGCAUGAUUUCGUCAUCACCUAGGUUUUCCUUGAGAGUUCUAACUUGCUUGUACUGUUCAUUGACACGUGAAACGUGAUCAACAAAUGCCUUUAGCCGCUGUUUCAUGUCCUGUCUGAAUGUAUUGCAAUCAAUGUUUUGUUCGAUCACUUUCAUUCUCAUCUUGCCUUCGCUCUCAACCUUUUUCCAGGUUUUAAAAUUGACAUUUUCUGGCAAAUUCUCGAGAAUAUUAUCUAAUUCAUCUUGUCGGGCAAUAAGGUGUUCUGGAUUUUGUCCAAUUUUGAUACCAAGUUUACGGAGGGACUGGAUAUUUAAAGCCAUAUUUUGAUGAUGGACACAAUGGCAUGUAUUUCUUGAUAUGAAAGAUGUGAGCAAAAUAUUCUUUGGGCGCAGACGUUGAAAUGUUGUUUUAGAUAGUUUUGUUCCAGGGUUUUCUGACAAGAACUUGUCAUACAGAUUCCCAACAUAAUCUGUCAAAACUCUUGUUUGCUGCUUUUCUCCUGACUCUGUCUUCUUAGCAUCGGCCUUUCCUGGUUGGGAACGGCUGUUAUCAUCCCGACUUAGAAACUCGAUUACCUGACUUUUCAGAUUUCUCGCUAUGCACAGACGACUUUUACUGUGCGUGAUAUUGACCAAAUUUUUGUUCAUCACUUUAGCCAAUGAUUUUCUAGACAGACCUGUCUGUCGCUGUAUUUGAUUCAGAAACCUAUAUUUUCUUGCUAUUCUACCGGAUACAAUACAGUGCAGCCCUUGUCGCCUCUUUGCUAAUGUUGAUUCUCGUGCUGAUUUAAUUUCAGACAUGACAGUGUUACUUAACAAUAAUUUUCUUCUAAUAGCUUGUUUGCUUUUAUGUGUAAGUUUCAAACUUUGGAGGUCUGCUUCUGUCUGUUUCUUUGGUGUACUAUUCACAGUUGUAUUGUGUUUCACUUCAUUUAGUCUCUUGCUUAUGCGUGAUAUCUUGCGAUUCCGGACUUUAAGUUUCUUUCUCAGACUCUCAUUCAAUUCCUUAAGUUGUCUUACUUUCUUGUUAGACCUUGCAAGCGCUCUGGCUUUCACUGUUUUUAUACCCCUUGACUUAUUACUAUAUGUUGGUAACCUAACGAUACGUCGACUUGGUUCUUGUAGCUCUUGUUGUGUUCCUUCAGGAGUACCGCUUUCGUAUCCACUAGUUUCGUUCCCUUGAGAUAAACCAUCUUGUUGUUGUUGUUGUUGUUUAAGCAUUCUGGAAAAUCGGUUCCUUAAUUUGUUUUUUGAGUUUCUUUCAACCCCUUUUCUCUCUGAUAGUGUGAAUGCAGGUUUAUAGUAACCGCGCUGUCGAACCUUUUCUUUCUCUAAAAACGCUGACCCUUUAGCCUUUUGUCUCUCUCUAUACGCCUUUUGUAUUUCACUCCUUGAUUUCGCCAUUCUGAAAGACCAAUAUAAAAGUAACGUAAGUAUCGAUACAUACGUUACCAACAUGUUUGGCCAAAAGUUCCGCCUGUAAACCUUUCUUUGAACGUUUUACUUAUUCUAAUAUGAUGUCAGCAGGUUUAAUAAAAAUAUUAAAACUAGGUGUGUGAUAAAGAAAUGCAAACAAUUAGAAAAAUUGGCUCGAUCUGUCAAUAUUGUACUUCACAUAUUUCUGUACAAACUACUAUCAAUGAAACAAUCAAAUUUAAUUAAAUUAUAAUCAAUGACGUAUGUUUUUUCAUCACUACUGCAUAUAUGAAUAUGUAUAUGCAAUUAGUAUUACUAAAAAUAAAAUAAAUCACAAUUUUAUUACUUAUAUCAGUGCUUUAACAUAAUGAUACAUACGUUACUACUGGUCACGUAUGUAUCACUAUAUUGUCAUCCUUAGCUCCCCUUUCCUCUAAGCUUUAGACUCCACGUGAGUUUAAAUCAUAAAAUAUCAUUGUUUUCACAUUUAAAAGACAGUUUUUAUAUAAACUAAAUAUUAAAAACAACAAAAUAGUUCAUACCUGCAAAUCAGCCUCUCUGCUUCAAAUUAUGUUAAGACAAGAAACGUCCGAAAAACAUACAGCUAGUAAAUAUGACCUUCCAUAUUUAAAUCAUGGCGGUUUACAAACUUCAAAUCGGGUAAAGCUAGGUGAUAUUAUGUUUAUCGAUUGUUUCGAAUUAGUUUCGAAUUAUUUGGUAAGUAUCGGUAACGUAUGUAUUAUUUUAUCAUUCAGUAACGUAUGUAUUAUAAUUGUUCAAACCAUUGAAUUGCUUGUACAAAAUCGGUUCCAUAUAUUUUUGACAUAUUAAGACCUAAUUAAAUCAAAUUGAAUUAUAUUUGGUAUGCUAGAAAGAAAUUAAAUACUGAAUUUAUAGUGUAUUCUUACUGCCUUUAGAUAACUGAAUGACGUACUGUAUUUUGUGGUAACGUAUGUACUGAUAUGCUGUCGUCACGUUUUAACAACCUUUUACAAUGAGAAUUAUAUAAUGUAUCAAAGAUUUCUGAUUUUGAUAACAAUGGAAAUGUUGGUUUCUUUUGAAAACUGAGUUUAAACGUGUUUUAUAUGCAUUUUUUAACUGUUGCUUAAUGUCAGAAGAUUAAAAAUCACAACUGGCGUCAGUAACGUAGGUAUCGUUUUGGUGCAAUUAUAUAUAAUAAUAAUAGAUAUAAAAAUAAUAUUUAAUUACCAGCAAACUGAUAUAAACAACAUUAGUUCUCCAGUAACUGGCCUAUGGUCCCCUACAUGUGUGACUUGUGUUAUCAACACUGUAGACCUGUAGUAACCUUAGAGACACCAGAACACCUGUUUGGGCCCUAUAAAUGAAUUUAAAAAUUUUAAUAUCGUAAUAAAAACAAUCUAUUAAAGUCAAAUGUGAUUUUUACGCAUUUAAGCUGAUUUUUGCCGACUUUUUGUUUUUAUAAUUUCAAUUCUAACAUGUUGUAAUAAUGUUAUCUAUUUCUACGAAAUGUUCACGUGGUGUUAUAUCUUCCAACAUUUAUGUUAUCGAUAUGAUGAUAAUGUUUAAAACCAUCGUAUCCAAUUUUAAUGGAGUACAGAAUUUUUAAAUUAAGAUAGUACUAUCAACAUUUAAACUUCCUUUUACUUUAUUUUUCCCCCAUUUUAUUACACAUAGUGAUAUCACGGAAUUCGUUAAAUCAGUGAAUAUUAAAGAUAUCAGCUUAAACCGUCAGCACUUUAUUUAACAUAGCACAUUUGGAAAAUGCAAAAAAACUGAAAAAGUAAUUUUUCAUGUUCACAUUUGUUGCCAAACUUUAGUGUCACAUUGAAAUAAAAUCAAAUGGGUUUUGUACAGUCAUAAUAACCAUAUAUACAAAUUCAUAAAUUCAUUCAACUAUAUGUAACUCAUUAUUAGCUGUAAAGUUGUAAUACAUAUAUACAUAACCGAUAUUUAGGCGUUAUUGGAAUUCUGAAAAUUCAUCGACCUUCCUUCCUCUGACAUUAUUUAUAUUGUAAUAUCAUAUUUUGUAUAUAAACGCCUUAAAAAACGUCCAAAUACAUAAUACAGUCAGACACUGUUCUCAAAACAUUCAGGUGAAACAAAAUAUAAAUUUAUAUUAAUAUUCAACAUAUAACUAUUUUUUUUUAUCUACUUGAUUCAUUUCUCUUUUAUAUUGGUUACAAUCAUACGCUACAUUGUUAAUGAUAGUAUUGUAUUAUGUACUGCACCUUUGUUUAUUAUGUACUGCACCUUUGCAAAUUUUAAAUGUAAACAUUUGCCUGUUGUGUGACAGUGGAUGUAAGAUAUGUAUUGAUAUACUAGAGCUUGGAACUAUUUUUGUUGCAACAAGAGUGUUUGUGAUAUGAUUAAUGUAUGGUGGUCUGUAAGCUUUUAGUUUAAUAAAUUUCAUACUUGC